UGCACUAUAGGGAAGCUGUCCAAGGAAAGGAUAACUGUGCUUGUUGCAGCCAAUAUGAGUGAUAAUACUAAAAAGCAUUUAUUGGUUAUUGGAAAAUCCUAGAUGCUUUAAAAAUGUUCAGUCUUUGCCUGUUGACUACCAGAGUAGAUGACAUCUACAAUUUUUAUUAAUUGGGUACGGGAUUGGGAUGCUGAGCUUAAAAAGCAGAAAAAGAAGAUAUUGCUAGUGACCUAACGAAUAUCACAUUAGUUUUCCUUCCACCAAAUACGACAUCUGUAUUACAACCAAUGGAUCAAGGCAUAAUUCGAGUGAUUAAAUCAACUUUUUGGAAAAAUCUUGUUCUUAAAAUAAUAAGCAAUAUGGAUGAAAACAAAGAUAAAAAUUACCCGAAAAUAACCAUACUUGAUUCCAUUUUAAUGAUAAAUCAUGCAUGGGAACAACUUUCACCAUUGACAAUUGCGAAUUGUUUUCAGCAUUCUGGGCUUGCAGAAGAAAAUUUUGAUGGUUCCAGAAGCUCAUGCUCAAAUGGUAUCGAAAUCGAAGAUGACAUUCCUCUAUCGGUUUGGRCAAGAGCUCUAAAAAAUCAGCUACCGAUUUCAAAGGAAGAACUGGAUGAAUAUGUUCUUAUUGACAAUGGUGUGGCGACUUGUGAGGAACCYUCGGAAGACAGAAUUGUUGAAAAUAUAUUAGAUGAUGGACAGGAUAGCGACGACAACGUGGAAGAUCGAAAUGGAGAUGAGUCAGCACCUAGCGUUUUGGAGGCACUGAAGGCUGCAGAACUACUAAAUAGAUUUGUACAUUCGAAUUUUAAUGACGAGAGUUUAACGCAGAGCAGCUCUCGUUUAAAUAAUGCAUUCAAAGAUGGUUUUUAA
Molecule: messenger RNA, 872 nt
Organism: Bactrocera latifrons
Lineage: Eukaryota; Metazoa; Arthropoda; Insecta; Diptera; Tephritidae
Exons: 2
Coding region: 288-872 (194 amino acids)
Molecular function (GO): nucleic acid binding
Source: RefSeq, a predicted model, not a curated record